GGAUGGCUAAUAACGUUCACAUGAGUGGGCUGCUGAGUCGCCAUGAUGAUGAAGCGACAAGGACGUCAACCUCGGAAGGUCUGGAGGAGGGUGAGGUGGAAGGGGAGACCCUCCUGAUCGUUGAGUCUGAGGAUCAGGCCUCCGUGGAUUUAUCGCACGAUCAGAGCGGAGACUCUCUGAACAGUGAUGAGGGUGAUGCAUCUUGGAUGGAGGAAAUGUCCUAUUACUGUGAGAAGUGUCAGAAGUGGAUACCAGCCAGUCAACUGAGAGAACAGCUCAGCUACCUCAAAGGAGAUAACUUUUUCAGGUUUACUUGCUCUGAUUGCUCAGAAGAUGGGAAGGAGCAAUUUGAACGGCUGAGGUUAACAUGGCAACAAGUUGUCAUGCUGGCAAUGUACAAUUUGUCUCUGGAAGGAACUGGCCGUCAAGGGUACUUCAGGUGGAAAGAAGAUAUUUGUGCUUUUAUUGAGAAACACUGGACUUUCUUGUUAGGGAACAGGAAAAAGACCUCGACAUGGUGGAGCACGGUUGCUGGCUGUCUCUCUGUAGGAAGCCCCUUGUUUUUCCGCUCCGGAGCACAGGAAUUUGGAGAACCAGGGUGGUGGAAACUUGUUCAUAAUAAACCCCCAACAAUGAAACCUGAAGGAGAGAAGCUGCCUGCAUCUGCACUGAAGGCAAAAGCAGCUUCAAAGCCACCUCUGGAUCCCAUCAUUACUGUGGAAGGACUCAGGAAACGGGUGAGCCGCAAUCCAGUUGAGUCAGCCAUGGAGCUGAAGGAGAAGAGGUCUCGCACUCAGGAAGCCAAAGAUAUUCGGAGAGCCCAGAAGGAGGCAGCUGGCUUCCUGGACCGGAGCACUUCCUCCACACCUGUUAAAUUCAGCAGUCGAGGUCGUCGCCCUGACAUAGUUCUUGAGAAAGGAGAGGUGAUUGACUUUUCUUCCUUGAGCUCCUCAGAUCGCACUCCUCUGACAAGCCCAUCUCCUUCCCCAUCUCUGGACUUCUCUGCUCCUGGAACUCCAGCCUCGCAUUCAGCUACUCCUAGCCUUCUCUCAGAAGCAGAUCUCAUCCCAGAUGUCAUGCCACCACAGGCUCUGUUUCAUGAUGAUGAAGAGAUGGAAGGAGAUGGAGUCAUAGACCCAGGAAUAGAGUAUGUGCCUCCUCCAAGUGGGACUGCCGGGGCUGGGACUGUGAUAACAAGUAGAAAAAAAGUGAAGACAGCCGAGCAGAUUAAGCAAGAGGUGGAGAGCGAAGAAGAAAAAGCAGAAAGGAUGGAAGGUGACAGUGAAGAUCCUGAAGAGUCAAACACAUCCCUGCAGGCAAGGGGGCGAGACAAGAGGAAACCACAGCUGGAUAAGGAUGCUAAACCCAGAGCUCCCAAGCAUACCUCCGUUAGUAUCUAUGAGGAAAAGUUGCUGCUGAAGAGACUGGAAGCCUGUCCCAAUGCCAUGAGCAUGACCCCAGAGGCCCGGAGACUGAGGCGCAAACUGAUAGUCAGGCAGGCCAAGAGGGAAAGAGGACUGCCCCUCUUUGACUUGGACCAAGUUGUGAAUGCUGCACUGCUGUUGGUUGAUGGGAUUUAUGGAGCCAAAGAAGGAGGUGUUCCCAGGCCCCCAGUAGGACAAGCAACAUACAGAACUACCAGUCAGGACUUCAGGAUCUUGGACAGAUACCAGACAAUGCUGCCUGCCAUGAAGGGAUAUCGACAGCAGACAACGAAAUUUCUGUAUCGACUGGUAGGCUCAGAAGACCUGCUGACAGACCACAGUAUUGUCAGUCCUUACACAUCUCGUGUCCUGAAGCCUUACAUCAGGCGCGAUUAUGAGACAAAGCCCCCAAAACUCAAGCUGCUGGCAGAAAUCCGGGCGUAUCCGCAUAGGACCGAUCCCAACUGGAAGGCUGAGCCAGAAGCACCCAUUGAUUACUGCUAUGUUCGCCCUAAUCACAUACCCACUAUAAACUCCAUGUGCCAUGAAUUCUUCUGGCCUGGAAUUGAUUUGUCCGAAUGCCUGCAGUAUCCAGACUUCAGCGUUGUUGUUCUUUACAAAAAAGUUAUUAUUGCUUUUGGCUUUAUGGUGCCAGACGUGAAAUACAAUGAAGCAUACAUCUCUUUUCUGUUAGUUCACCCUGAGUGGAGAAGAGCUGGAAUUGCAACCUUCAUGAUCUACCAUCUUAUCCAGACCUGCAUGGGCAAAGAUGUAACCCUUCACGUCUCUGCAAGCAACCCUGCUAUGCUGCUCUACCAAAAAUUUGGAUUUAAGACUGAAGAAUACAUUUUGGAUUUUUAUGACAAAUACUAUUCCUUAGACAGCAAGGAGUGUAAGCACGCGUUCUUCCUCAGACUGCGUCGCUGAUGUGUCAGGGCUGUCUGCGGCUCUGUGAAAAGCCCAAUCUGUCCAACAGUUACCAUGGCUUUUCGCUGAGGAUGUUGGCUGUCACGUGAGAGCUGAAACACACCAAUGCCUUUAUCCCUAGGACUGCUAAUAUCAACAGUGCUAUGUUGUAUGCUGAACAUGCAAUCUGGGAGGACUGAUUCAUAUCCUCCAAGGGGAGAGGCCUGGAAAUGCCACCUGGGACAUGCUGAAACCACUGGAAGACUGAAAGUAUUUAUGGGGUUUUUCUGCCCCUAUCAUUUUGGAGAGCCCUAUUGACCACCUCCCAUCCAACUUGCCACUUCAGAGGGGCCCCAGAGAUUUCAGAUUUUGAAACAUAUCCAAGAAGAGUGUCACAGUUUUUGUUGUUGUUGUUUUUGAUUUAUGGAAAAUGAAGAACAUCUAGACUUAAAUCAUGAAAAGUGUUUCUGUGAUUUGAUGGCUUUGUUAGGAACCAUGUUUUUAAUCUAUGAAGGGAAAUAUGAUAUUGGUACGUAUAGCUCGAUGCUAACUUUAGGAAAGCUCUGCACAGGCCAGAACAGCAAUACUGGAACCGUGUUUUAGGAAUAAUGAAGAAUGUGUGAAGAGUGUGUGUUAUGUGAUUUCUAAUGAAAGGCUCAUAGGAGAUGUCUUUGUCCUGCUCCUUCCCUGCUGCCUUCCUUCCCUUCCUUGUUGAAUGUGUACUCAAUGUGAAGUUCUCGUAGUUCGCAGUAUUUUGUGUUCAGGAACAAGAUGUCAAGUGAGUUUGUAGCUAGGGGAGGUAGAACACAACAGCUGCCAGAUCAGCUCUUUGAAAUUUUGCAGUCUACCUGCCAGUUCUUGAUGCUGCAAAUCAGCCAGGGAGGCACACCUCUAACCACAGACCCAGCCUUGCGGGGUCCACCUCCUCCCGCCAUAGACACUGGAUAGGAGAAACCCAGAGCAAAAGUCAGCGGUAAGGUUUGAAAUGCAGACUCUGGUUUGUAGAAGCAAGCUGUUCACAACCUCAAGGGAGUCGAGGGCAGAGGUAAGCCACGAACACUUCUAGGAAGCAUCAAGGCUGUGAUUUCAUGACUCCAAGUAUAAGGGAGCAAAAAAUAAAAAGAAAUAACUAAGAAUAAUAAAUAAGUUUCCCUGAUAAUGGAGUCUAGUCCUUCUACGCAGUUUAGCAGCUUUCUCUCUCCCUGAUAUUUUUACUAUGGAAGAACAGUAAAUUGGCAGUUUGCUCUGCAACCUGCUAAAUAGAAGAUCUGUCAGUGCUUUUUGAAUAUGGAUCACAUCCACUCUGCUGUCCCUUAACAAGCAAGUCCUGUGGAGAGCUACACAAGAUGUGACUUCUGUGUUGUUAAUCCACUGUGUAGACAUUUUGGGUACCCAGCUAUAGUAAUAGUUGCCUUAAUGGAGUCUUCAUUUUGAUAACAGCAGAGAGAUGGACACGAAGUAUGUUUUUGUGUAACCAAUGUACGUCUUCACUGAAAUAAAAGCAGUGUUAGUAGGAGUAAAAAAGAACCCAUCUAAGAAUUGUGUGCCCUCAAAUCCAUGCACAUGUCUGCCUGCUUUAUGACUACAUGAAAAUUUUUGAUGUUACUGGUGUUACGAGUUAGCUGUACUUGGGGGAAAAAACCUGUCUUUAUGAAUGAAAUUAAAACCCUUCCUUGGAAAAGUC
Molecule: messenger RNA, 4014 nt
Organism: Dromaius novaehollandiae (emu)
Lineage: Eukaryota; Metazoa; Chordata; Aves; Casuariiformes; Dromaiidae
Gene: KAT14
Product: lysine acetyltransferase 14
Exons: 10
Coding region: 3-2351 (782 amino acids)
Molecular function (GO): histone acetyltransferase activity
Source: RefSeq, a predicted model, not a curated record